This is a messenger RNA of Pterocles gutturalis (yellow-throated sandgrouse), 4536 nucleotides long. RefSeq lists its product as uncharacterized. Gene Ontology annotation, biological process: viral process; DNA integration. The record is from RefSeq and is a predicted model, not a curated record. Gene Ontology annotation, molecular function: RNA-DNA hybrid ribonuclease activity; nucleic acid binding. NCBI's taxonomy places the organism in Eukaryota, Metazoa, Chordata, Aves, Pterocliformes, Pteroclidae. The transcript has 4 exons.
AUGGGAUGCUCCCAGUUAAUGCCAGAAGGGCAGCGACAGACAAAAAGCAAUGGCUUGACCAUGUCCCAGCUGGAGCGGAGGCACCCGAGGGACAUGCAGCCACCCCAGGAGCUGGAUCCCCCCAGCACCCUCAGCACCACGUGCUCCAGGAGAGCUGGGAGGCCACUGCUAGAAAUAAAAGCUCUUCGCAAGGAUCUUUUCUGGUUUGAUUUGACCACACUUGGGGAGAAGAGGAACAGUUUUGGCCCCCCCAGAUGGGACUCCAUUUCUGAGAUCAGACUCCGCUCGUCUCCUGCUACCGCCGGUGGGAAUCGCUCGUCAGACUCCAGCACGUACCAGAUGCCUUGUCCGGGGACUCCCCCGCGAUUUCCCCGGAGGGAAGAGAAAUGGGAUGAAUUACCAUAUGCUGAUCUGUUCUUUGCUUUGCGAGAUUAUUGGAAAAGCUGGAAAGAAUGUGGCUUGGACACCAAUGUGUCAGCUUGGGAAAGUCUUAAAGAGAAACCCUUAAAGAGAUGUUGCUCUGCUCAUAGCAUAGGACAGCGAUGUCAGAAACAUCAGGAUGCUCCAGGAGAGAGGGAAGACGUGCAGGUCUUGGUUGUUCCUAGGAGCGGGGCAACUGACAAUAAUGGUCGUGAAAAUGGGGGCGAAGGAGGUGCACAAGGAGGAGUGAACAUUGAAAGUGGCAGUGAUAAGGAAGAUGAAGGGAGGGAUUUUAGUCCUCUAGCGGGUCAAACACGGAGAGAAGGAGAGGUUCUGCUGGCACCUUCACAGCAGGCAGCAGGACCACAAGAGGAACCGGUGGGUGUUAAGGUUCCUUUUUCAAUGACAGAUUUAGAGGCUUGGAAAGAAAUGGCAGGGAUAUAUCAGGAGGAUCCAGGAAAGGUGGCUAAAGUAUUAGAAACAAUAAUUGAAAAUCACAAUCUGGAUUGGAAAGGAAUUCACAUGGUAUUAGGAUACCUGAUGACAUAUGAGGACCAAAGGGCGGUUUUGGUUAAAGCUAAGGAAGAAGCAGAAAGAGUUCAUGCUCAGGAUGCACAGGGACCAGGGGCAGAUUUGGAAGACUCCCCAACAGAUCCCCUGGUCACUCCGAAGCUGGAGAACGAGGAAAUAAAAUUUUUCAGUGAUACAGGAGCCACAUAUUCGGUAUUAAACACACAUAAAAGUGAAUUGCGUAAACAAGAAAUGCCUGUGAUUGGGGCGACAGGGAGGAAAGAAGUUCCACCUUUCUUUCAACCAAUUCAAUGUGGAAUUAGAAAUAGGAGUUUUACUCACAAAUUUGUAUAUAUUCCUGAUUGCCCGAUGCCUCUCUUGGAAGGGGAUUUGCUAAGUAAAUUGGAUGCUCAAGUAACGUUUGAAAAAGGCAACAACAUCCGUGUGCAAAUCCCAGAAGAAAAAGCCUUGGCGGCGCAAGUUCUUCUGUUACAGAAAGAGACACCCAGGGCCGAGGAGAUUCCAGAGGAAGUGCUGAACGCGGUAACACCUUUGGUGUGGGCUUCAGGGGUUCCUGGACUAUCCAAAGCUGCGGAACUGGUAACAGUCGCUUUAAAGCCUGGCGCUAAACCGGUAAGACAAAAACGAUGUUCAGUUAAGCUGGAGGCAAGAAAAGCAUUAGAACCCUUGAUUGAGAACUUUAUGGCUCAUGGACUUCUGCGAGAAUGUCAAUCAGAAUAUAACAGUCCUGUUCUGCCUGUAAAGAAGCCUCGGACCAAUGAGUAUAGGGUGGUCCAAGAUUUACGAGCUGUAAAUCAGAUUACACAGGAUGUACACUCUGUGGUACUAAAUCCUUAUACGCUCUUGGCUAAAAUUAAAGAAACUGACCAGUGGUUCACUGUCCUAGAUCUGAAGGAUGCUUCCUUUUGCAUACCACUGGAAACAGAAAGUCAGAAACUAUUUGCAUUUGAAUGGGAAAACCCAAGAACAGGAAAAAGGACACAACUGUGCUGGACUGUCCUUCCUCAGGGAUUUAAAAAUACCACAACUAUUUUGGCCAACCAAUUAGCAAAAGAAUUAGAGAGUUGGCGAGAAGAGAAUCCAAAAGUGACUUUGUUACAGUACGUUGAUGAUAUCUUGCUGGGUACAUCGACUCAACAAGAGUCGAUUCAAUUUACCAUCAGCCUUUUGAAUUUCUUGGGGGCUGCUGGAUAUAGAGUUUCUAAGAAAAAGGCUCAGAUUGCUCAGCAGACUGUAAUUUAUCUUGGUUUUACUAUUGCUCAAGGACAACGGAGCAUAGGCACCGAAAGAAAGGAGGCAAUCUGCCAAGUGCCGGAGCCAGCUUCAAAGUGAGAAUUACAAGCAUUCCUUGGGAUGGUCGGAUGGUGUCGCCUAUGGAUCGCCAAUUUUGGACUGGUGGCCAGACCACUUUAUGAGGCUGUAAAAGGUACCGGGGAGCUUCUGGAAUGGACACCUGAAUGUCAAGAAGCCUUCAAUGAGGUAAAACUAGCCUUAAUGUCUGCGCCUGCUUUAGGGCUUCCCAAUAAGGAAAAACCCUUUGAGCUCUUUGUUACUGAAAGACAGCAUAUUGCUUUGGGAGUCCUCGCCCAAAAAUUUGGGUCAUGCAGGCGACCUGUGGGAUAUCUUUCUAAGCAAUUGGACCAAGUGAGUCAGAGAUGGCCGUCUUGUUUGAGAGCAGUAGCCGCUACCGUCUUGCUUGUACAAAAGGCACACAAACUGACUUUGGGACAGAAAAUGAUAGUUCAAGUGCCACACAUGGUAACUGCAAUUUUGGAACAGAAAGGAAGAAAUUGGUUGUCCCCUGGCCAAAUGAUGAAAUACCAGGCUGUGUUACUGGCAGAGGACAAUAUUGAAUUGAAAGUGACUUCAGCUCUGAACCCUGCCACCUUACUGCCCACACCUGGCGAGACCGAACUGGAGCACGAUUGCUUGAGAACUAUUGAACAAGAGAAUUCAAGCAGAACCGAUUUGAAAGACUCACCACUAGACACAGCUGAACUAAGUUUGUUUGUGGAUGGAAGCAGGCAAGUGAUUAAUGGAGCUUGGAGAGCUGGAUAUGCAAUAGUUACAGACACAGAGGUAUUAGAAGCAAACCCCUCGCCAGCUAACACCUUUGCCCAAAAAGCUGAGCUGAUCGCUUUAAUAAGAGCCCUGGAAUUGGCAGAAGGAAAAACUGUAAACAUUUGGACAGAUUCCAACUAUGUAUUUGGAGUAGUCCAUGCCCACAGAGCACUUUGGAAGGAAAGAGGAUUACUUUCGGCACAAGGAACAUCAGUAAAAUAUGGGCAACUCAUUCGAAAAUUAUUACAAGUCAUCAGCUUGCCUAAGCAAGUGUCGGUAAUGCAUUGCAAAGCUCACCAAAUCUGUAACACUCCAGUAAUAAUGGGAAACCGAUGGGCUAAACAAGCUGCAAAAAGGGCAGCUAAACGAUCAAGAUUAGGAAUAUGGCCCAAAAAAUAUGGGGAAUUGAGUGAGCUUCCCAAAUAUAAUAAAGAAGAAAAUCGGUUAGCCCAGUUACUGAAUGCCCAAAGGAACCAGGAGGGGUGGUGGAUCACCGAAGACAAUCGAGUAAUACUACCUUCAGUGAUUUUAAGAGAAGCUAUAGCAAAAAAGCAUCAAAAUACUCACUGGGGAAUACAAGCUGUGUUUGAUAAUCUAAAAUCACAAAUCUUGGGUGUAGGAAUGGGAGGAAUAGCAAAGAGCAUCGUGAGAAAGUGCGAGAUAUGCCAGAAAAACAGUCCUCAGGUGCAACCCAGACAACCUCCCAGAACAAUCCACAAGGGAAACACACCUGGUGAUUAUUGGCAAAUAGACUUUUCUGAACUUCCGAGGCAAAACGGGUAUCAGUAUCUCUUGGUAUUCAUGGACACUUUUUCUGGGUGGCCAGAAGCUUUCCCUUGUCGCACCAACCAGGCAAAAGAAGUAGUUAAAAUACUCCUAGAAGAGAUUGUCCCUAGGUUUGGCAUUCCUAUAGGGAUGUCUUCAGACAGAGAACCCUGUUUUGUAGCUAAGAUAAUACAAACGCUAGCAAAGGUGUUAGAAAUUCCAUGGGAUUUACACACUCCACAGAGGCCACAAUCUAGAGGUCAAGUGGAGAGGAUGGAUCAAACAGUUAGGAGGCAAUUAAACAAGGUUUGUCAGGAAACUCAGCUGAAAUGGCCAGAUGCUCUCCCAUUAGCGUUGUCGAGAGUUAGGAUCACUCCUAAAUCUAAGGAGAAAGUUAGCCCGUUCGAAACGCUGUACGGGAGGCCUUAUCGAACUGCAAACCAUGAACCAGCAUCUGAGGAAAUCAUUGGGCAGCAAUACCUUAAAGAAUAUGUCAUGUUUUUUGGGGAAAGUUCUAUUUUCUCUUCAAUCCAGAGUACCUUUGGGUCUGGACACUGCUGGGCACAGCUCUCAACCAGGAGACUGGGUUUACCUGAAAACCUGGAACGAAGAGCCUUUGGAAGAAUGGUGGCAAGGACCUUUCCAAGUCCUUCUGACAACCCACACAGCAGUGAAGCUCGAUGGAGCAGGACCUUGGAUUCACCACACUCGAAUCAAGGAAGGAAUCCCCCCCCAGAUAAGUGGACUGUAAAACACUGA